Hirsutella rhossiliensis is the source of this 1740-nucleotide messenger RNA. Its product is annotated as outer membrane protein TOM13 domain-containing protein. Gene Ontology annotation, molecular function: membrane insertase activity. Gene Ontology annotation, biological process: mitochondrial respiratory chain complex IV assembly; protein insertion into mitochondrial inner membrane from matrix. Bases 1 to 1740 code for a protein of 579 amino acids. NCBI's taxonomy places the organism in Eukaryota, Fungi, Ascomycota, Sordariomycetes, Hypocreales, Ophiocordycipitaceae. Gene Ontology annotation, cellular component: mitochondrial inner membrane; mitochondrial outer membrane. The record is from RefSeq and is a predicted model, not a curated record. The transcript is spliced from 8 exons.
AUGAGGCCCCUGCAAGUGGUCCUGCAAGUGGGAUCCGACGAGGCCUCUCUCUGCGGGCGGGCUGCGGCCAUGGCAUCCGAAGACUCGACCAACCACGGCCUCGCCGAGUCGGGCAUCACGAUGCACUCUGACAGCGAGCAAUACUCGCCGCGCGAGGAUCUGUCCACGUCGCCGCCGUCAUCCUCCAACUCGCCCGUCAUCCUGUACAAGCCCCCCACGGUGUGGUCGUUGAUACGCGGCGCCGCCAUCAACCUGCUCCUGCCAUUUAUUAACGGCAUGAUGCUGGGUUUCGGAGAACUCUUUGCCCACGAAGCGGCUUUCAGGUUAGGAUGGGGCGGCACAAAGGUCUUCCCGCUCUCUCGGCGGAGAGCGCAUCCCAUCGGCCCCGGCAUCGAAGUUCGUCCCGGAACCGAUGUUUACCCGGUGCCUGACCGCAGCUCCAGGGAUUCGCGCGCUCCCUACCCUCUGCCGGGGUCGGGCGGCGACUCCAAGGCCGACGGGCCACGACGGGCCCUGCCCCUUCGAGUGUCCUUUCCGCGCGACAUGGGUCUGGUCGCCAGUUCGGACACCAACGCCCAAGCACCGGCCGUCCGCCCCGUCGACCCGACGCCCGAAACCCCCGUUCCCGGCGCGCCCCCGACGGAGCCGCCCGUGCCCGCCUCCGACGUCGACCUCUCGUCCAUUGCCGACCUCGUCAACGCGCAGGACAUCCUCGGCAUGCCCGAGCAGCUGGGCUACCUGCACGCCAUCGGGCUCGACUACGGCUGGGGCCCGACGUCGCUGAUGCAGUGGGCGCUCGAGCACGUGCACGUCUGGACGGGGUUCGGCUGGGCCGCCUCGAUUGUCGUCACGGCCGUCGCCCUGCGCUGCGUCAUGUUCUACCCCCAGGUCCGCGCGCUGCAGUUUGGCGCCGUCAUGCACAAGAUGAAGCAGGAUCCUCGCUCCAGCGAGGCCAUGAAGCUUAUCCAGCAGGGCUUUCAGGACCGUGAUACCGAGAUGCGGCAGCGGGGCCAGAUCCUGAACAAGAUGCUGCGCGAGCAGUACGGCGCCAGCAACUGGGGCAUCGUGUGGUCCCUCAUGCAGAUCCCCUUUACCUUUGGCAUGUUUCGCAUCGUCAGCGGCAUGACGUACAUCCCCGUGCCGUCCAUGGAGACGGGCGGCUACCUUUGGUUCCCAGACCUGACGGCCACGGACCCCUACUUCAUCCUUCCCGCCAUCGGAACCGGCCUCAUGGUCGUCUCCGUCUUGCUCAACGCCAGACAUGGCCCCCCCUCGCAACAAAAGCUGCUCAAGCCCAUGAUGUACAUAUUUGGCGUCGUCGGCUUCUUCGGCACUACCUUCCUCUCCGCCGCCGUUAACCUCAUGACGGUCGCCGUCGGCGCCUCGACCCUCGUCAGCGCCGUUAUCCUCAGCAGCGGCCGCCUCCGCCGCGCCUUUGGCCUCCCCACCUACCAUGACAAGGCCCCCUCGAAACCCGCCGUGUCUGUCUACUCGGCCCCGCGAGCCGCCCCCGCGCCCGAGCCCGCCGCCCCCACAGGCCUUCGCGAGCGCCUCACCAACAAUCUCGACGAUGUUAAAAAGGGCCUUUCCGAGCAGGUGACCAACUUGACGGGCACGUACACCGGCACGGACCAGGAAAAGGCCGAGAGAAAGCGCAAAGACCUGCUACGGAAGCUGGAGGAUACGCGCAAGUCCCAGGAGCGCGAGGAGUUUGCAAAGAAGUACAAGAAGAAGCAGUAA